GUUUGGCAUUCCUCCUUUCAUUUCAAAUUUUUGAUUUUAUUUCAUUUGGUUGAAUUUGUAUUCCGGGUUCAAAAAUCAUGUUUAUCUACUACAUGGAUUUGUUGAGUGAGGGACAAUUCCAAAAAAAUGCAAUUUGAAUUCAUGUAAACAAUUCCGACCAACCAAACAAGUUUGUAUCUAAAAUUCAAAAUUAAUUUCAUAAUUCUAGGUCUAAAUGAUGGGUGACAACGAUGUUGGCUCAUUUGUUUGAACUAAAAAAAGCGUUGGAGAGUACAUGAUGGUAGCCGUUUACAGAUUCAGGGGUCGAUUUACAGAAUCUUCUUCGCCGGCAGAGCAAUGUGUGUGACCCGCCGCAGGGAGAGAACGGCGAGUCGUAGUAGUCGCAGAGGAGGUAAAUCAUACCAUCAGAGAGGACGGGGUCGCCGCCUGUCGACGCCGCCCUGCUCCUCCCCCCGCACGUCCGGCCCGCCGCUUCAGUCACGCUCCAAACUCGAAUCCGUCUCGCCGAACAAUCCAAACGGUAGAGAGAAGCGGAGCGAGGCAAGAUGACUGACGGGGUUAACAAGAGAAAGAGGGCGAGUACGCCGCCAACGCCGCCGCGUGGCUCGCUGGCUGCCUACCACCCUAGUUGUCGCCGCCUGUCCCCGUCUCGGCACCUCCGUCGGCUGGGCGAGUUGUGUAUGUACUCUAGUGCCUUCCCGGUUCCGCCCCAUCGCCUCACUCCGUGUGUCUCCUUCGCCUUCUCCAUUGUGAAUCCUAGCCAGAACCUUGCCGGCCUCCCCGCUGCGCCGGCGCGAUGAAGCUGAACCCCGGCAUGUCGGCCCUCGUCACGGGCGGGGGUUCCGGCAUUGGGAAAGGGCUUUGCAUUGCUCUUUCACAGAAGGGUCUGUUUGUGACUAUUGUCGAUUUCUCUGAAGACAAUGGAGGAGAAGUUGCUUCAUUAGUUCUGAAGGAAAGCAAACAGUUUCAUGGAGAUUCUAGAGUUCCAUCUGCUCUAUUCAUCAAGUGUGAUGUUACCAAUGCAGAUGAUUUAGCUGCUGCCUUCCGGAAACAUGUACACACAUAUGGUGGACUAGACGUCUGCAUCAAUUGUGCUGGAUUUGUCAAUAAAUCAUUAUUUUCUGACGAUACAUCCAAUGGAACUAGCACAUGGAGGCGUGCAGUAAAUGUGAAUCUUGUCGCUGUUAUUGAUUGUACUCGUAUCGCAACUCAAAUAAUGCGAUCACAGAAGAAGCCUGGUGCCAUAAUAAAUAUUGGUUCAGUUGCGGGCUUAUAUCCUAUGCACUAUGAACCCAUCUACAGUGGGUCAAAAGGUGGUGUGGUUAUGUUUACGAGAUCACUUGCUCCAUUAAAACGGCAUGGUAUUCGUGUCAAUGUGAUCUGCCCUGAGUUUGUCCAAACUAAUAUGGGAGAACAAGUAAAUCACCUAUUAGUAGAUGCGCUUGGUGGUUUUUUGAAGAUGGAGGAUGUUGUUAAUGGUGCAUUUGAGCUUAUAGAAGAUGAGACCAAGGCUGGUGCUUGCCUUUGGAUAUCUAAAAGAAGAGGGAUGGUAUACUGGCCAACAUCAGAGGAAGAAAAUAAGUAUCUGGUGUAUUCCUCGAAGCCAAAAAGGGCAUUAACAAAGAACAGAUUUCCCAGCAUCCAAACACCUGAAUUCUUCGAGAAGAUAGUUGUUCACACACUCAGCCAUAAUUUCCGCAAUGCAACAAAACUUGAUCGUGUGCGACUGAGAUUGCCCUUGGAACCACACUGUGCUCUUGUUAAAAUAAUAUAUGCUGGUGUAAAUGCUAGCGAUGUGAACUUCACUUCUGGUCGUUAUUUCAGUGGUAAUGCUAAAGAAGCUUCUGCAUACCUUCCAUUCGAUGCUGGUUUUGAGGCUGUGGGAAUUGUUGCAUCUGUUGGAGAUUCAGUAAGACAUAUCAAAGUUGGCGCUGCUGUGGCCCUUAUGACCUUCGGGGGCUAUGCUGAAUUUAUGCUGGUUCCAGCCAAACAUCUCCUCCCGGUGCCAAGACCAGACCCCGAAGUCGUCGCUAUGCUAACAUCAGGAUUGACUGCUUCAAUUUCUCUUGAAAAGUCAGGUCAAAUGACAUCUGGGCAAGUUGUUUUAGUUACAGCUGCUGCUGGUGGAACAGGACAAUUUGCUGUUCAGCUUGCAAAGCUAGCAGGCAACAAGGUUGUUGCCACAUGUGGUGGAGCAAGUAAAGCUGCACUUCUGGCUUCAUUAGGAGUUGAUCGAGUUAUCAACUACCAACAUGAAAAGAUCAAAGAUGUCUUGAAAAAGGAGUUUCCGAGAGGUGCAGAUAUAAUAUAUGAAUCCGUAGGUGGGGAAAUGUUUGACUUAUGUUUGAAUGCACUCGGAGUCCACGGACGUCUCAUUGUAAUUGGUAUGAUCUCUCAGUAUCAAGGAGAGGAUGGAUGGAAGCCACAGAACUACAAAGGGUUGUGCGAGAAGAUUCUUGGAAAAAGUCAAACUGUGGCUGGAUUUUUCUUGAUUCAAUAUGCUGACCUGUGGCAAGAACAUCUUGACAAGCUUUUCAACUUGCAUACGUCUGGGAAGCUAAAGGUUUCUCUUGACCCUAAGAAAUUCUUAGGUGUUGCUUCCGUGCCGGAUGCGGUAGAAUAUCUUCAUUCUGGCAGGAGCGUUGGCAAGGUGGUUGUCUGCGUUGAUCCAGCAUACAGUCAGACCCUUGCUAGGCUGUAGUCUUUACAGAUACCAUAUGAGCUGCAUCUUCAAGAUCUCAGAGUAUUGCACAGUAAUAGUGGAUAAAUGCUACUCCCUCCGUCCCAUGAUUCUUGUCACUGUUUUAGUACAAAAUUGAACUACUGAAACAACGACAAGAAUUAUGGAACGGAGGGAGUAGAUUACAGGUACAGACAGCGUUGACGUUCUUCCAUUUAGUGUUUUUUUUUGUCUAUCUGGGUCAAUCAUAUGAAUAAUUGCUCUCUCCGACCCAUAUUACUUGUUUUAGAUUUAGUACAAAGUUAUAUUAAAUCAGUGACAAGUAAUUCCGGCCGGAGGGAGACUCCCUCCGUCCAACAAAAGAUGUCUCAAGUUUAUUAAAAUUUGUUUGUAUCUAGACAUGACUUAGUGUAUAGAUGCAUUCAAAUUUGAUGGUUGAGACAUUCUUGUUGGACCGAGGGAGUACUAUAUUUCCUCAGUGCUGUGUGGAUGUCUGUUUAUUGAUGUACGGCAAGACUGAGUAUAUGGAAGAGUAAAACAUUGAGUUGGUGUAUAUCAUGGUGAUCAGGUUC
Molecule: messenger RNA, 3252 nt
Organism: Brachypodium distachyon (stiff brome)
Lineage: Eukaryota; Viridiplantae; Streptophyta; Magnoliopsida; Poales; Poaceae
Product: prostaglandin reductase-3
Exons: 18
Coding region: 797-2701 (634 amino acids)
Cellular component (GO): mitochondrion
Molecular function (GO): oxidoreductase activity; zinc ion binding
Source: RefSeq, a predicted model, not a curated record